AUGACAAGCGUGUCUUCUUCAUGGAGAUCUCGGACACCAACGACUGACCAGCCUGAAGCACAGUCAGGAACUACUGAACACCGCCGAGCUCGUGUUCGAACCGCUAAAGCAUGUCGCCUCUGCAAUGAAAAGCGCGUAAAGUGCGAUGCGAGUGAGCGUGGGAUCCCUUGCACGCGAUGCGAGCAGCGAGGAGAACCCGGCUGCACGCUAAUUCAGUCCCGACGGGGUAUCUAUGUUCGAAAACCACGGCGACAGCAAGUCCGCACUCGCAGUGAAUCGAAUGACGCUUUGGGCGAAACAAGGGACUGUUCAGUCCCACAAGAACUCAAUGCUCGGGUUUCUGCUCCGCUACGAGAGCCCCUGCAUGCUCAAUCUUCACCAGCCCAGGGAAGUUUGCUGCCCCAGCAAGACACGCCCUCCAGAACUACAGACGCUAGCUCUGACUCAAGACAUCGUGAUGCAAGCUGGUCUGCAGUAUUUGAGAACCUGCUGCAGCGUCGUGAACAGCGAGGACCAGUUGUUGACAAAGGUUCUAUUGCCUACAUUGGAGAGGGUUUCCCUCUUGGCAUCAUAUUAGACAGCUCGAGAAGUGGCGCCGGGCGUCCCCUGCUUCAUCAUCCUGGGCCUGAUGCUACACCGGAUGCUGAUACUUCGUCACCUGACACGGCCCAUCCUCCGGGGAUACCUCCAGAGGAUCUUUCGUUCCUCGAAGCGAAACAGGCUUUCACAGCACCUUCAAACGUCACACUGGACGCUCUCAUUACAGUGUUCUUCGAGCGAUUCUUUCCUUUUUAUCCCGUCGUCAACCCACAGGAACUACUUGUACAACACAAAGCGCGGAAGAUACCUUGGAUACUGCUGCAUUCUAUCUGCUUUGUCUCAGCCACAUAUUGUCCGCUACGGAUCCUACAUCGAGCCGGAUUUGACAACAGGAAAGAGGCACGUUUCACGUUCUACAGCAAAGCGAAAGCGCUGUUUAACAUUGGCUACGAAAGUAGUAAGAUCGUUACACUUCAAGUAUCGAUCCUGUUGAGCUUCUGGGGAGGCAGUCCAAACAACUACUGGAACUUCUAUACCUGGAUCUCCAUUGGAGUGACAAUUUCUGAGACUAUUGGUUGUCAUAGAUCUAUGGUAGGGCUCAAUAUCACACCUCAAGAUCGGAGCCUUCUCAAGCGUUUAUGGUGGACUCUGCUUGUAAGAGAUGCCGCAUGUGCAUCAAUGCAUGGACGCCCAUUUCGAAUCAACCUCGACCAUUGCGAUGUAGAUGAACUUACAGCAGAGGAUCUUGAAUUUGAGGCUACAUCUUUUCUAGGCUCCCUCUCGCCAGAUGAUGCCCAGCUCUUGGGCUUAUAUCACAUUCAAGCAGCUAAGCUGGCGCUACUGCUUCGCCAGAUUGUUAAGACCCGCUUCUAUCCACGAAGCCAAGACGCGACCUCGCCGUCAAUGUUACAUGAACUGCUGGUACUUUGGCGCAAUGAACUCCCAUCUUCCUUACAAUGGGCGGACAACGACAACAUGCAUACGAACAUUUUCCGGACUACACUUUGUAUACUGUACAAUCACAACAUCAUAUUGUCUCAGAUUAAGCCGGAGCCUGCAGUAGACAGUAGCAACGCGCUCUCUCCUUCCUCAUGGUUGGGCGAUGAGGUGACGAGUCUCUCGGCGCAGCAAAUUGCUUCAAUGGCAUGCUCCAUGGUUACGACUUCUGAAGAUCUUGUUCCACCGCAUGAACUGUUCCAAGGCCUUUUCAUCGCAUGUGUCGUUUUCUUUGUGCAAACACAGAGCAGCACCUCUGACUGCGAGUUUGGGCAGGUCUGGUCUCAUCAACUGUAA
This is a messenger RNA of Ascochyta rabiei, 1833 nucleotides long. RefSeq lists its product as uncharacterized. Gene Ontology annotation, molecular function: zinc ion binding; DNA binding; DNA-binding transcription factor activity, RNA polymerase II-specific. Gene Ontology annotation, biological process: regulation of DNA-templated transcription; DNA-templated transcription. NCBI's taxonomy places the organism in Eukaryota, Fungi, Ascomycota, Dothideomycetes, Pleosporales, Didymellaceae. The record is from RefSeq and is a predicted model, not a curated record. The transcript has a single exon. The coding region runs from base 1 to 1833 and encodes 610 amino acids.